Neopelma chrysocephalum (saffron-crested tyrant-manakin) is the source of this 432-nucleotide messenger RNA. RefSeq names its product putative surface-exposed virulence protein BigA. NCBI's taxonomy places the organism in Eukaryota, Metazoa, Chordata, Aves, Passeriformes, Pipridae. The transcript has 2 exons. The record is from RefSeq and is a predicted model, not a curated record. The annotation marks the transcript as partial.
AUGGAUGGUGCAGCCGGUGGUGACAUGACACCAAUUGAUCGUGCAGCCAGCGAUGACAUGGAACCGGUUGAUGUCACAGCAACCUCGGACAUGGCACCGACUGAUUGUGCAGCCAGUGGUGACAUGGAACCGGUUGAUGGCACAGCAACCUCAGACACGGCAGUGAUUGAUGGGACAGACACCACCGACAUGGCAGCAACCGAUUUUGCAGCCAACUGUGACGUGGCACUGGUUGAUAGCACGGCAACCUGUGACAUGGCACCAUUCGAUGGCACAGCCACCUCUGCCAUCGCACCAAUGGAUGGCACAGACAGCUCUGACACGGCACAGGCCGAGGGCAUAGAAACUUCUGACCUGGCACCGAUGGAUGGCACAGCCACCUGUGACACCGCGCUGACCGACACCGACACAAGCUCUGACACGGCACCAACU